AUGGCCGAGACAGCCAAGCUGCAGCUGUUUGUCAAGGCGAGCGAGGACGGCGAGAGCGUGGGCCACUGCCCCUCCUGCCAGCGGCUCUUCAUGAUCCUGCUCCUCAAGGGCGUGCCCUUCACGCUGACCACCGUGGACACCCGCAGGUCCCCGGACGUGCUGAAGGACUUCGCGCCCGGCUCGCAGCUGCCCAUCCUGCUCUGGGACGGCGACGCCACGACGGACACGCUGCAGAUCGAGGAGUGUCUGGAGGAGAGGCUGGGCCCUCCCGAAUUCCCCAGCCUGGCGCCCCGCUACCGGGAGUCCCGCGUGGCGGGCAGCGACGUCUUCCACAAGUUCUCCGCGUUCAUCAAGAACCCCGCGCCCGCGCAGGACGCCGCCCUGUACCAGCUGCUGCUGCGCGCCCUGGCCCAGCUGGACGGCUACCUGCGCGCGCCCCUGGAGCACGAGCUGGCGCGGGAGCCGCAGCUGCGCGAGUCGCGCCGCCGCUUCCUGGACGGCGACCGGCUCACCCUGGCCGACUGCGGGCUGCUGCCCAAGCUGCACAUCGUGGACACGGUGUGCGCCCACUUCCGCCAGGCGCCCAUCCCCGCCGAGCUGCGCGGCGUCCGGCGCUACCUGGACAGCGCGCUGCGGGAGAGGGAGUUCAAGUACACGUGUCCGCACAGCGCCGAGAUCCUGGCGGCCUACCGGCCCGCCGUGCACCCCCGCUAGCCCCCCGCCCGGCCCCCGCCCGCCCAUUAAAGCAUCU
This is a messenger RNA of Talpa occidentalis (Iberian mole), 751 nucleotides long. RefSeq names its product chloride intracellular channel 3 (gene CLIC3). The coding region runs from base 1 to 714 and encodes 237 amino acids. The transcript has 6 exons. Lineage: Eukaryota; Metazoa; Chordata; Mammalia; Eulipotyphla; Talpidae. The record is from RefSeq and is a predicted model, not a curated record.